AUGUACAGCUGCAAGGCCCAUGGGUUCCUGUGCGGCGCCAAGCUCGGCCACGCGAUUCGUCAGUUGCGAGAUCUUGUUCGCAAGGAAGCCGAUGACCCUGCAUUCGAGGAGGCGAGGGAUUGGCUGAACCAUGUGGAGCGGGCCAGGGUGGCGGGAUAUCUGAAGUACAAGGCUAUUGCCACCGUGAAUCGCGAAGAUCUGUGCAAGCUGGCGCAGGACAUCGGCAAACACUCGCCGAAUACCCCCUCGACGCUCCAGCGCGCUGUGUUGGAAAGAGCUGUGAACUAUUGGAAUGCUGAGUCCGAGUUGGCGUCCAAGCGUGACAUUGCGAUCGAGCUCACCACGCCGUGGCACGAGGAUGGAGGCGUGGAGUCGGGCAACCGUUUGAGGUCAUCGAAGAACUACCUGCAGCUCAGCAAGGAAGGCCACGCGAAGACACUUGUGUUCUGCAACCAGGUCAUUGUUGAGAUCAGGGCUGCGCCGAUGACCUGCGACCCAGUAAUCGACGCCGCAGCCGCGGAAGUGAUGUCGACGUUGCUGUUGGUGGCGACCAUCGCGGGUUCUACGAAGGACGCGGUGCCCCUCAGCACUGUUGAAGCCAUAGUCCGCGCCCGGCCUUGGAUGCCCCAUGCUGCCGCGUCCGCCAUCAUCAAGGCCGAACCCUACUGGAAGGGGGAGCUCGACGUCUACAUGAGGCAUUCCCCCGAGGUGAAGAAGUGGCGCCCGACGCUAUCGCAGUGCAUGACGGACAUCGCGAGCACCCAGGAUGCGCCGACUUUCGAUUUUCUCGACCGCUUGAUCGCUGACAUGCCCACGAUCAAAGCAUCCCUGCCGGACGCAGAGUACAACGACCUCUCUGUGAUCACCGGGAAGUCUCUGGACACUUACUUCGCGAACGCCAUGGCCCUCGUGAAGGGCUCCGCGGGUGAAGCUACCGAUGAUGCCCAUCAAUGUGCGUGGGGCCUCCAGAAGGCCGCGGGUGCCAUCUAUACGGGGCGCAGAGCCAGUGAAAUGAGGACCCGAUCCCUUGUUCACGUUGCGUCUGAAGAUAGCAAGCGGGCGCUCCCGUCUUUCACUUCGGAGGCAAUUCAGAUUGUGACGAAGAAAAUGGACGCCUUCCAUGACAUCGCCGAGGACGCGAUGUUCGACUCUGCGCUGGCUUUGGUGCCCGCGUGUACGGAAUGGGCAGACUGGCCUGAUGCGUGCCCGAGCGGCCUGGGUCUCACGUCCGCGAAACAGCUCUGCCACCGUGUGAAGUUGGCGAAAGCGCUCGCGGGAGCCAUUGCGACGUUGCACCACAAGGACACGAUCUUCGACAACGCAGCGGCUGAAGCUGCUCUUGAUCACAGCGUGGGCGCCUUCAUGGGCCUCGUGGCGCAGUGCCAGUGCAUCAGGACCGACCUCGACGAUCCGACCAACGCUUCAUCGAUCACUCGUGGCACCUGGAUGGAGGAUUUGCUGGGUAACAGUUUGGGCAUGAAAGAGCUGCUCUUCUCCGCUCGGCUGGCCAUGUACACCAAACUGUUGUCUGAGCAGGACGGGGCGGUGCCGUUGGAGAAGUUCAAAGGUGGCAUCGUGGACAAAUCGUGGCACGCCGACCUUAGCAAGGACAUCUCGAGUGAGGAUUCGCUUGCAUCCGGGAGCUGCCAGUCGUUCCUGAAGAACUGUCCCUACGAUUCUCUCAAGAAGGAGGGACCCGAGAAGGUCGCCAUCAAGGACAACGUCAAUAAUCUCGGGGUCAGCUUCGAUAG
Messenger RNA from Prorocentrum cordatum, 1751 nucleotides. The record is from the annotation of a GenBank genome assembly. Lineage: Eukaryota; Dinophyceae; Prorocentrales; Prorocentraceae.